AUGAGCCAGCCACCUCAUUGCUUGCAUUGGCACAGAAAUGUUGAUUGUGAGUAUGUACCCAAACCAGUACGAGAAGCAGAAGCAAAUGAUAAGAUAGAUCAAAGUGUUCAAAGGAGAACAGCCAACUACAAGCCAAACAUAUGGAAACAUGAACUCCUUCAAUCCCUCACUAGCCAAUUUUCGGAAAAGAAAUACAAAACUAGAGCCGAGACACUAAAAGAGGAUGUCAAAUGCAUGUUCGUGGAAGCUAGUGACACAUUGUCUAAGCUGGAGCUUAUAGACAGCAUAUCAAAAUUGGGUCUCGACAAAUACUUCAUGGAGGAGAUCACAGAAGCUCUAGAUGCCAUAGCCUUGAGGAACAACAGCUCUGUUUUAAAAGGAGACGUUUACGCUACCGCACUCUGCUUUAGGCUUCUUAGGCAUUACGGUUAUCAUGCUUCACAAGAUAUGUUCCUAGAUUUUGUGGAUGGAGCUGAUAAAUUCAUCCCUAGCCCGAAAGUAAGCAUCAAAGGGUUGCUUGAGCUUCUUCAAGCAUCAAAUCUAGGUGGAGAAGGAGAAGAUCUUUUGACUGAGGCAGGAUUAUUCUCUAUCGAAAAUCUUAGUGGUUUUGGGGCCUCGUUGGAUAACAUGCUUGCCAAACAAGUGUGGAGCCCUAAGGAGAUUAAAGAGCUACCUGAAGGCAUACAGAUAUGUUUCUGGACAUUGCUAAAUACUACAAAUGAAAUGGCAGCUGAAAUCGAGCAAGAAAAGGGUUGGACAUCAGUUUUACCAUAUCUACAGAAAACGUGGACAGAUUUUCUGAAAUCCUUGCUCGUGGAAGCUAAGUGGUACAACAAGGGUUACACGCCAUCACUUGAAGAGUAUCUUAACAAUGGUUGGAUAUCUUCAUCUGGGCCUCUGCUUUCUGUGCUUGCAAUCCUGGGUGUAGCGGAUAGGAAGACACAAAAUGUUGCAGAAUAUCUUAAAGAUUGUGAGCAGAUUAUCCACCAUUCCUCACUCGUAAUCCGGCUUUGCAAUGAUCAGGGAACAUCUGCGGCGGAACUAGAGAGAGGAGACGCUGCUUCAUCAAUCUUAUGUUUCAUGAGAGAAGCAAACGUUUCAGAAGCAGUGGCAAGGGAGCAUAUCAGAAGCCUAAUGGUGAAGGCCUGGAAAGGGAUUAAUGGAUACUGUAUUCCGUGUCCUCCAUUUCUCCAAGAACCAGCCAAAUAUAUCACAAAUGCAGCAAGAGGAGCACAUUUUAUGUAUCAACACGGAGAUGGAUUUGGCGUCCAAGAUCGUGAGACUCGAGACCAUGUUCGGUCCAACUUCAUUGAACCCAUUCCAAUCAAAUGA
This is a messenger RNA of Coffea arabica (coffee), 1332 nucleotides long. NCBI's taxonomy places the organism in Eukaryota, Viridiplantae, Streptophyta, Magnoliopsida, Gentianales, Rubiaceae. The record is from RefSeq and is a predicted model, not a curated record.